AUGGCUGCUUGUAAGGUUUGCGAGCAGGACCUGACGCUGGAACUGGAUGGUGAUGAUGGCACUGAUGAGCCGCAGUUGGUGCCUGACGAUCUAGAACUCAUUUGCGGGUGCCACUACCAUUGGCAAUGCCUUCUCGACCAAGCUGCAGAGUUGGCUGCAUCGCUUAAGUGUCCUUCAUGUGAUACAGAGCUCGCCGCGAACACAGCAGGGCCUUCCUCUGGUAGCUCGUUAGUGCAAUCCGCGCCCGGCGCGGCUAUCCUGACAAGAUAUACCAACGAAGGUGGCAUUCAGGAGAAUUACGAUAUCCUCCCUGCAGUCACCGAGGAAGCUUAUCUAGAGGCAAACCCCGAGGCUCGUCCUGCCCGUGCCUUUCACAUCAUGUGCGGCGAGGGCGAUGUAGGCGGAAUAGUAGAGCUCCUCCGCGAUGCGGAACAAGCGCAAGGAGACGAGCCUACAAUGAAUGCUGCAAGCAUUAUUCGCUAUCAAGACCCGUUAGCAGACUCACAGACUGGCCUGCAUAUCGCGGUGGAAAAGGGGCAAGAGGAAGUUGUCUGGUUGCUUUUGUGGAUAGCAUCAACUCUUCCAACAGGAUCAUUCCCCGGGGAGGCCGUACAAAUAGCGCAAGUAAUGGGGAUCCAGCGACCGAGCACGUUGGCCUCGGAAGAUAUCCGAGCGCUUGCAGAUAAUCAAGGCCGAACGGCUGAGACGCUCGCAGAGGAGAUGAGUGGUUACUGGGCAAGUCUAGUAGACUCUGGUACUUUACACGCUGAGACCUCAUCUUGA
Daldinia childiae is the source of this 783-nucleotide messenger RNA. RefSeq names its product putative ring finger-like protein. The record is from RefSeq and is a predicted model, not a curated record. The transcript has a single exon. The coding region runs from base 1 to 783 and encodes 260 amino acids. NCBI's taxonomy places the organism in Eukaryota, Fungi, Ascomycota, Sordariomycetes, Xylariales, Hypoxylaceae.